Molecule: messenger RNA, 3294 nt
Organism: Laccaria bicolor S238N-H82
Lineage: Eukaryota; Fungi; Basidiomycota; Agaricomycetes; Agaricales; Hydnangiaceae
Exons: 12
Coding region: 1-3294 (1097 amino acids)
Biological process (GO): regulation of DNA-templated transcription; DNA-templated transcription
Cellular component (GO): nucleus
Molecular function (GO): transcription cis-regulatory region binding; zinc ion binding; DNA-binding transcription factor activity, RNA polymerase II-specific
Source: RefSeq, a predicted model, not a curated record
AUGGCGAAUAAUUCAUACAACGCCAACCAGCAGUGGACCCAUCCUCAAAUGGCGUACCGUCGACCCAAUCUUCAACUAGAGGGCGAAUUCGAGUUCGAUUCAUUACAUUUACAAGAUGUCAAUGCAAACGGUCGCCAACGACAGCUACAAUCGCAGCAACAACCAGCUGCCUACCCGAACGCUUAUCAGUUUUCACAGCAGCAAGUCCCUACCACCCUAGCGUCCUCAUCGCUUCGAGAUGCGUUUGGUCCCAAUCCACAGCAAUCGCAUGUCAGGCCAGCUUCCUAUAACGUCUCACCUUCCGCUGCCAAUACGUCUGGUUCUUAUCUUCAUGGUGUUUACGGUUCGGCCGCCAAUCCAGGCCAGGAUCUGGUCCCGAAUCCGUACCGUAACAAUGAGUCCUUCAACUUUCAAACUACCGCAGCUCAGCCUUUGGAGAGUGAGCCAUUUUCAGGCGGCUACGCCUCAUCAUCUGUGACGAUGCAAGAUUCUUUCCCUCAGCCCUCGUCUUCCAAUUCCUCGCACCAGUCACCCUAUUAUACAUCGCAAACCAAGACGGAAACAGGGACAGCACAUCAGGCCAAACGUCCUCGCAAAAAUCCUUCGGCGGAGGACGGAAAUCCAGAGGAUCAUGAUGGUGACGUUAAGGAUAAUGGCAAAGCAAAACCUGCUCGUGCGUGUGCUCGGUGCAAAAAUCUGAAGGUCAGAUGUGAGGCCAAGACGGAAAACGACCCUUGCAAACGUUGUUUAAACGGUGGGCAUGACUGUAUCACCCCUGGGAAGAAGAUACGUCGAACCCCCCCUAAACGCGAGCACCUCAUCAGUGAAAUUCAAAGUCAGGCAAAAGAGAUACAACGCCUCAUGGGGAUCCUGGAUGCGAUGGGCAAUCGUGAUUACUCGAACACUAAUAGCCAAUCCGACCACACUUCGUCGUCUAGUCUCCAUUCUCCCGUCCUCUCCCCAUCGCCGACCUCUGAUUCCUUCCUUGGUCCAGAUGGCCAUUCAAACACCGAAGAAAGGAACAACACGGCUACAAUCAAAGCAGUCGAGGAAUGGAUCGCAAAGGCACGGGAGAGCUUCCAAGAAUUUGGUUCGUUUAUUGGGAUAGGAGGCGCUGGGAUGCCCAAAAACUACCUUGUAGAGGACGAUUGGGAGGGAGGCGAUUCUGACGGGGACGAAGAUCUUGUUAAUACUCCAGAACCAGAGACAUUUGGCAGUGAAGAUGACCAUUACAACGUAGCUGUGGAGGACACUGAUGGCGACGAGCCACCGCAUCAGGAAGGCCGUAGGCUCCGUCAUCGGUCUUCAGCGUCUAGCGGUGGCACCAGUGGGACUGCUAGCGGAUUUUCUCGGAAGAAAUUGGCUGGUGAAAGUGCAAUUUUGCCUGCCGUGGCAUCACCUUUUGGCCUGUUCGGAAAGUUGGCCAUCAAGAAUCAAGGUAGCAGGGAGAGUAGUGUGGAAAGAGAGGAGGACAAGGAACCCGGAAUUGGGAAUCAUAACUUUUUCAAGCCAACUGAUGCGCCCGAAUCACUGGUGCAGAGGCUUGAUAAAGGGCAAAACCAAGCGCCUCACAUCCUGACACGGGGGAUCAUUACCCCGAUGGAAGCGGAGAAAUUGUUCCAAAUAUAUUUCGAUCGGAUGAACCUUUCGGUUUCCCUUCUAGACCCCGUCCUCUACACGGCGCAGAGGACAUUCUACCGGAGCCCAUUUCUGUUCACUGUUAUUUGCGCUAUUGCCUCACGCUUCUACCCCGAAAGGCCGGGUCUCUACCCCCAAAUAAUGCAUUACGCUCAACUGGCCGCUGGUACAGCACUGAUCAACGGCACCAAAAACGUGGAAAUGUGUCAGGCGUAUAUACUUCUCAGCCUUUAUCCCGUUCCUGCUCGAAAGUGGGAAGACCAGCGCAGUUGGUUGUAUCUUGGGCUAGCAAUCAGAACCGCCACGGAUUUAAAUCUUCAUCUCCCCUCGAAUGCGAAACCCCUAAACGAAAACCAUGCACGCGAGAUGCUCAAUCGGACUCGUGUCUGGCUUAACUGCGUGAAUCUCGACAGAUCAACAGGGUCACAAUACGGCAAGCCACCGAUUAUCAGUGGUGCUGAUUACAUGGCAAAUCACUCUCAAGAUUGGUGGAAGAGCUCGCUUUACAACAUGAAACACUUCGACAUUCACAUCUGUGCAUACAAUGCAGAACUGAAAGUCUUGGCGGGUUUCAUUGCAAAGAUAUACAGUGAUCCAAAUCACCCAACAGGACUUAACAAGGAGGUCGAUUUCGAAGGGAUAGCGACAGCGACGGAUGACGAGUUGAAGCGAAUGGGCGACAAAUGGAUUUCUACUGUCCAGCAAACAGAUAUGUCUGACCCACAAAACUGCUUCCGGACUGGCCUUCUCCGUUUGGCGUACAGCUACGCUCGGCUCGUCGUUCUCUCCUACGGUUUUCAACAUGCAUUUGGAAAGAAUGACGGAACGGACGAGAAUCCGUUUCUUAUCAGGUGUUUGACCGCUGCAAAAGACGUCGUCAACGCAGUUGUGAACGAUAUUUGUCGACCAAGUCAAUUACACUAUUUCCGGCAUGGACCUGAGGCUCAGAGCGUUUUCGUAACCUUCGCUUCGGCGUUUCUUGUGAAACUUCUUCAACCAAAAUUCGCUUCAUACCUGACCUCUGAAAAUCGCUCUGAAAUCCGACGGCUUGUCCAGCAGGUGAUUGACCUCCUCGCGUCUCCGGAGGUUGCCAUCGACGAUCGACACGGCCCAAAACUCUACUCGCGUUUCCUCAGGAAUCUACUAUCGAAGCCUAUGGCAAGGUCGGACCCGACGUCUCCAGGAUCUAACUCCAGCGCUCCUCUGCCCCGUCAACGCAAUCGAAGGCCAAACUCCGCUUCAGAACAGGCGCCAGAUCAGCCGCGGCCGUUUGAGAUACCCUCUAGUGUGUAUAGCCAUCCUUCUCCUGCAACAAGUACGUCAUUGUCGCCUCCGCCCACAGCGGCUGCGUUGUCUUUCGACAACUUUGCACCCGUCGGUGCUGUGGACCCCUUCGCACCAGACGUCUUGAUUGCUUCGUCUAUGGACCAAUCGCUGGAAGAUGGCGUGGAUGUGGCUUUUUUCCAACCUGCCCUGCCUUUCGACGAUGCCAUUAUGCAAAGCGUGCAAUCUUUGGCGGAUCCAUCUGGCUGGCAAGAUAUCUCAUUACCAGGAUUCAAUUGGAUGACCCAGUUCCAACAAAAUCUUGGUUUGGAUUUACGAUCUACUGACGCUGCGAUGUUUGACCACACCUCUGCGUAUAUGACGGGGAUCUAG